AAUAUUUUACCUCUUUCGACCCUUCGAUUCCUUCCUCAUUUUCAGCAGCCUAUAAACCUCUCUCUCCUAUUUGGUAUGCAUCCAAACAGUACUCAGACUCCGAUUCUCCAUUGAUACACACAAAAUAUGAGAAGAAAAGCUGUUCUUGUUUGCCUGACCUUCAUCUUUUACCAGACUGUAUGUGUUCAUGCAUACUCGGAUCUUGAUACGCUGCUGAAGCUCAAAUUAUCCCUCAUCGGGUCUUCAGGUCCGGGCCUCCGUGACUGGGCUGCUCCGGCGGCGUCUUCUCCUUCCGCCCACUGCUCCUUUUCCGGCGUCACGUGUGAUGCUGACUUCCGCGUUACGUCGCUCAAUGUUACCAACCUUCCGCUCUUGGGCACCCUCCCGCCGGAGAUUGGGCUUUUGGACAAGCUCGUCAAUCUCACACUUGCUGGCAAUAAUCUGACGGGCCCUCUGCCUAAGGAACUAUCAAAGUUGAUUGCGUUGAAGUAUGUUAAUCUCAGCUGGAACAUGUUCAACGGCACGUUCCCGGGUGAAAUUGUGGUGAAUCUAUCCGAGCUUGAAGUUUUCGAUGUCUACAACAACAAUUUCUCCGGGGAACUUCCGGUGCAGUUUGUUAAGUUGAAGAAGUUGAGGUUUCUUAAGCUCGCCGGGAACUUUUUUUCCGGGGAAAUUCCUGAGAUUUACUCCGAGUUCGAAAGCGUAACACACUUGGCUUUGCAGGGAAACAGCUUGACGGGAAAAAUUCCUUCCAGUUUGGCUAGGAUUCCGAAUCUUCAGGAGCUUUAUCUCGGGUACUACAACACAUAUGAAGGCGGUAUACCCCCCGAGUUCGGGUCCAUAUCUACGCUUCGAUUGCUUGAUCUCGGAAUGUGCAAUCUCACCGGUGAAAUUCCGGCGAGUCUCGGGAAUCUGAAGCACUUGCACAGUUUGUUUCUCCAGGUGAACAAUCUCACGGGGGAAAUUCCGUCGGAGUUGUCGGGUUUGGUGAGCUUGAUGUCAUUGGACCUCUCUAUUAACUACCUCAGCGGAGAAAUACCAGCGAAGUUUGCUGAAUUGAAGAAUUUGACGUUGCUCAAUUUAUUUCAGAACAAAUUCCAGGGACCUCUUCCGGGUUUUAUCGGCGACCUUCCGAAUCUUGAAGUUCUACAAAUAUGGAAUAACAAUUUCACUCUCGAGUUGCCGGAGAAUCUUGGCCGGAAUGGGAGACUGAUGCUGCUGGAUGUCAGCAACAAUCACCUCACCGGCCUCAUCCCAAAGGAUUUAUGUAAAGGAGGGAGGCUAAAGACUUUGAUCUUGAUGGAUAACUAUUUUUACGGCCCGCUUCCUGAACUGCUUGGAGAGUGCAAGUCACUGACCCGUAUUCGAAUCAAGAAGAAUUUCUUCAAUGGCACAAUUCCAGCCGGGUUUUUCCGCUUGCCAUCGUUGGACAUGCUUGAGCUUAAUGAUAAUUAUUUCACCGGAGAGCUGCCAAAGGAAAUUUCAGCAAGUAUGCUAGGGAAUAUUGCCUUGUCUAACAAUUGGAUCAUGGGGAGGAUUCCAAAAGCCAUUGGAAAUUUAACGAAUCUUCAAAUUUUAUCGCUUGAUAUGAACAAGCUAUAUGGGGACAUUCCCAGCGAGAUUUUUACUCUAAAGAAACUUUCAAUGCUCAACUUCAGCGGCAACAGCUUGACAGGUGAAAUUCCAGCCUCUUUUGCUCGUAGCUCACACUUGACAUUCAUUGACCUGAGUCGAAACAAUCUACACGGCGUGAUUCCCAGAAACAUCUCCAGAUUACAGAAUCUGAAUGUGCUCAACCUGUCCAGAAAUCAACUUGACGGAGCAAUUCCAGGUGAAAUUGGGUUGAUGAAAAGCUUAACAAUAUUAGACCUUUCUUACAAUGAUCUUUCAGGAAGAAGGCCGGUAACUGGGCUGUUGAAAGAUCUGGAUGCUCGAUUUUUCACCGGGAAUCCUAAGCUUUGUCCACCACGUAGCGCCUUCUGUGCCUCAGCUUCAGGUCCAUCACAGGGCUCUCACAGAAGGCAUUCAUCACAUAUAGUGAUCAUAACAAUCUUACUGAUCCUCGUUCUAUUAUUGCUACCUGGUACUUGGAUUAUAUGUAGAAAGAGGUGGGUUGAGAAAUCCAAAGCCUGGAAACUCACAGCAUUCCAGAAGCUAGAAUUCAGAGCUGAAGAUGUGCUGGAAUGCUUGAAAGAAGAGAACAUUAUAGGCAAAGGUGGAGCUGGAAUUGUCUACCGAGGGUCCAUGCCUAAUGGGAUAGACGUUGCCAUAAAAAGACUAACUGGACGGGCCAAUAGCCAGACUGAUCACGGUUUCAUGGCAGAAAUUCAGACUCUGGGGAGAAUCAAGCACCGGAACAUUGUGCGACUCCUGGGAUACAUGUCAAACAAGGAUACAAAUCUAUUGUUGUAUGAAUAUAUGUCACAUGGAAGCCUAGGGGAUAUGCUGCGUGGACCAAAGGGGGCUCAUUUGCAGUGGGAAUCAAGGUACCAGAUCGCAGUCGAUGCAGCCAAGGGGCUGUGUUAUUUGCACCAUGACUGCUCGCCUUCAAUUAUUCACAGGGACGUGAAAUCGAAUAACAUAUUGCUUGAUGCCGAUUAUGAGGCUCAUGUGGCUGAUUUUGGUCUUGCCAAGUUCUGGCAUGAUGCUGGUGCAUCUGAGUGCAUGUCCUCUGUUGCUGGCUCCUACGGCUACAUUGCACCUGAAUAUGCCUACACUCUGAAAGUCGACCAGAAGAGCGAUGUCUACAGCUUUGGUGUGGUAUUACUAGAGCUGAUCACAGGCCGGAAGCCGGUGGGUGAAUUCGGGGAUGGGGUGGAUAUAGUAAUGUGGGUCAGAAAAACUGCAUCGGAGAUGUUGCAGCUGACGGAUGCUGCCUUGGUGCUGGCAGUGGUGGACUCAAGGCUCACAGGGUACCCCCUGACGGGCGUGGUGAACUUGUUCAGGAUUGCAAUGAUGUGCGUGGAGGACGAGAGCUCUGCCCGCCCGACGAUGAGGGAAGUUGUUCACAUGCUCACUAAUCCUCCACAAUCUACCCCCAACAUCGUCGGUUUUUGACGCCAUUGCCGGGAUCCGAUAUUCUGUGGUGUACUAUAAUUUUUUAGGAAAUAAAUGGGAAUUGUAGUAAAGACCAGAAAGCUAAGUUUGUUGUGUACAUAACUAUUUGUGGUUGAUGUAUGAAAAAUUUUCCUAUACCAAGAA
Sesamum indicum (sesame) is the source of this 3201-nucleotide messenger RNA. Its product is annotated as receptor protein kinase CLAVATA1. Gene Ontology annotation, biological process: protein phosphorylation. Gene Ontology annotation, molecular function: ATP binding; receptor serine/threonine kinase binding; protein kinase activity. Lineage: Eukaryota; Viridiplantae; Streptophyta; Magnoliopsida; Lamiales; Pedaliaceae. The record is from RefSeq and is a predicted model, not a curated record.